AUGCCCUCCACUCUCGAACGGGAAUCCGGUCGUAUGGGAUUGCCCUUCUACCUCUUCGCUACGAUCCUCCUCUUCAACUUAGACGUCGCGGCAUUAGCGCUCACGCGGGAUCUUCGCGUCAACGACGAUGACACGUGCGAGCUCCAAGUCACGCUUUCCGCCACCCUCCACGAACGCCUUCUUUAUCUCCUCCGAGUCGUCCGCCUUGCUUCCAACGCUAUCGUCCCUGACGAGAUCGCCGCCAGCGCCGAUGUGGACUUCAAUCUCGCGGCUCUCUCCGAGCUCGGAUCAGACUUUCCUCCUUUCCCCGUCCUCCUCUUCCUACAAUGUUACCCGGACUACAACCAACUCUCCGGACCAACCCCUCGAUCCGUCUGGGCGAAAACCUGGUACGACUACCAGCAAUGCGCGCACGCAUCCAUGGACUGGAUCGCGAGAGCCAUGCGGACCUCGGUCGGGACUCACGGAGAGAUGUCUGCUUGGAGGUGGACCCCGCAUUCGUUCUCGCCCUCGUGGGUGAUAAUCGGAGAAGAUUACGGCGACGUACUCUCGGCGAGGAGUCUCCAGAAGACUUGUCUAGGCGCGGAUCUCAUCACCGAGGCGAUGCGAAGCCGUGGCAUCCUUCGCGCCAUCGCCAACGUCCUCGGAGUCGCCGACAUCUACGUCCUGGUCUACUGCGACGACAUCCUCGUUGUAAACGCGAACCCCGGCGUUCUUCACGGGUUCGACCUCGUCUCCGUAGUAUCCGGAGUUAUCACCGAGUGUCCGGACCUCGAACGCUUGAAAUUAUGGAUGGUGAACGACUACUGCCCAAUGUACGACUCAAGCAUACAAGGAAUUGUCGAAGAACUCAUUCCUGACCCGGUCUCGCCUUUGUGGGCAGCCGCUGGUGUGGUCAAUCUCCCCUCCCUUCAAGCAGUGGUCGCCAACGUCGGCACGGAUAGCUCACACAUGCUCUACCUGGACUGCGUCACAUUUCCUCAGAGUACCAGUCUCGACAUCAUUACGAAGGACUCAAAGCUUCGGGACCUUUUCACCGGACACGCGCUCCCGGCGCGGCGCAUCCAAGAGGCGGACGCCAUCCGCCUCAGCGACUCUUGUCAGCCGUUCAACUCGAAGUGGGAGACCGAGGUCGUGAUGUUCAAGGGGGACGCGGCGUCGAUCCGGAUCACGCGCACUCGCUCCGAAGGCCCCGACUGCGACCCGCUGCCUGCCUCGGAGACCCUGGACGACUGCGUCGCACUGCUGCGCGAGCACGGCACGAACGUCGCGCGCCUCAUUCUACACCAGCGAGGACUCUACGGCAAGCUCGACAUCCUCGGCCCCUUCCCUUCCAUCACGUCCCUCGAGAUCGCAGGGCCAUGCUUCGACGAGGUGCUUCCGGCGCUGCUAGUACGGUCUCAGUGCGCACCCAACACCCAGCCCGGCGUGGUGGUCUGUCCAAACUUGAAGAGCCUCGUCGUCUCGUUCCCACGCGACUACGGCUGGCUUCAGAGGACGAUGAAGCGGAAACCGACGCGGUGGGAAGAGAUGGCGGCGGUGACGCUGUGGGACGACCAGGCCGCGCUCGUGAAGGUGCUGGAGUCGAGGGCCGCGAAAGGACUUCGGUUGGAGCGCCUCGAGUGGCAGGCAUGGGAGUGGGACAACGUCUGCAAACUCGAGGCCCCUCCGCAAGCAGUCGCCCACACGCUCAUGCCUCGCCCGGGGCUGGUCGUACAAUCUGCACUCGAGAAGUUCGUCGAUGGGCCUGUCGUCUUCGGAGGGGUCACAUAUCUGGAAUUACCCACGAAGUGA
Molecule: messenger RNA, 1794 nt
Organism: Epithele typhae
Lineage: Eukaryota; Fungi; Basidiomycota; Agaricomycetes; Polyporales; Epitheliaceae
Exons: 2
Coding region: 1-1794 (597 amino acids)
Source: RefSeq, a predicted model, not a curated record